Rotaria sp. Silwood2 is the source of this 1518-nucleotide messenger RNA. The record is from the annotation of a GenBank genome assembly. NCBI's taxonomy places the organism in Eukaryota, Metazoa, Rotifera, Eurotatoria, Philodinida, Philodinidae.
AUGGCAACAAAAAAUGAAUCAAAUUUAUGUUCAGUCUGCAAUAAAUUGGCAGGCGUCCGCUUUUGCGUUGGAUGUAAUAAAUACUUUUGUCCGAAGAACUUCCGAGAACAUGAAGGACAAUUAGCGAUACAAUUCGAUAACGAAGUAGUUAGAUAUCAUGAUGAACUUCUGGAUCAAAUACAAAAGUUAGAAAAAUCAAAUUAUUCGUCGUUGGAUCUUUUCGCUCAAAUUGAACAAUGGAAAAAAACAACAAUCAACAAAGUUGAAAGAGCAGCAGACAAGGCACAGCAUGAACUUACCGAUCUAAUCGAUAACAAACGAGCAGCAAUAGCAAAACAACUUGAAUUAAUUACAAAAGAAAUUCGUUCACGUCAAGAAGAAGAAACUUUUGUUGAAAAUCAUAUUGAUCAACUUAAACAAGAAAUCGAUAAAAUUAAACAAAAACUUGAAAAACUCAUUCAAAAAGAUAAAACUCAAAGUAUCAUUGUUGAAAAUAAUCAAAUUGAUUGGAAUCAACUUAUCUACAUUCGAGAAAUUCAAGAUGAACGUGGUAUUGAAGAAGAACAACGAAGUCCAGGAAAACAAAUCAACUUGCCAUUACGUGCAAGUACGAUUGAUAUUCAUCCGGAUGCAACAUGGUCAAAGAAUGGGAUCACUGUUGCUGGAGGAAAUGAAGAUGGCAGUGACACCAAUCAACUCUUUAACCCAUAUGGCUUGUACAUCGACGACGAUCAAACGAUUUAUGUUGCUGAUCUUGGAAAUGAUCGUAUUGUGGAAUGGAAAUCUGGUGCAACGAAUGGAAAAGUAGUUGCCGGUGGAAAUGGACAAGGAAAUGAUGCUCAUAAUUUACGCUACCCAGCAGAUGUGAUUAUCGACAAAGAGAGAGAUAGUCUCAUCAUCAGCGAUAUCUGCAAUAAAAGAGUAGUUCUAUGGCCUCGUCAAAAUGGUACUCGUGGAGAAACAAUUAUUUCGAAUAUCUUUUGCUGGGGUUUGACAAUGGACGACAAUGGUUGUCUCUAUGUCGUUGACAAUAAAAAACAUGAAGUGAGACGAUAUAAAAUUGGUGAUACUAAGGGAACAGUAGUUGCAGGUGGCAAUGGACAAGGAAAUUGUCUCGAUCAACUCUCUAACCCCACCUACGUAUUUGUCGAUCGAAAUCAUUCAGUUUAUGUGUCUGAUACUGACAAUCAUCGUGUAAUGCAAUGGGAAGAAGAUGCAAAACAAGGCAUUGUUGUAGCCGGUGGUCAACGACAAGGACCUAGUCUCAAACAAUUGUCAAAACCUAAUGGAGUCGUUGUUGAUCAAUUGGGUACUGUCUAUGUGGCUGACUCCGAGAAUGAUCGAAUCAUGCGUUGCCCAAAAGGAGCCACACAAGGAAUUAUCAUUGUUAAUGAAAACGGUUAUGGAGCACAGUCGAAUCAGCUCAAUGAACCCGUUGGUUUAUCAUUCGAUCGGCAUGGCAAUCUCUAUGUCGUCGAUCACGCAAAUCAUCGAGUACAAAAAUUUAAUAUCGAAUGA